AUGAAGGUCCUCUCCGGUCAUCGAAGAGUACAAGCAUACAAAACAGCUGGGUUGAACAAUAUACGAGUUACCGUUAUCAAUCCAGAAGAAGAAGCGGACUUUAGCCUUUAUCAUUUUUUCUCUAGCACUUUCAAAGGACGGGCUGAGCCUCAUCAUUACGACUAUGACCGUGUAACCCUUUUUAUUGAAAUAUGUCAAUUUGAUGAAUUAGCUGAUGCUCUUCUAGAGUUGAGAUCAUUUGUUAAACCACUAUCAGUUGCAUGCCUGAUGAACAUUUUGCGAAGAUUUAAAAUCAAUCCGAGAAGUACAUUAGAAGUGUUGAACUCCGCACAGCCUGACAUGACCGAAUCCGCAUUAAGAAAGACUAUUUCCGUUAUUCAGCCGGAUGCACGACAUUUACUCUGUAAAAAAGGUUGUCCUUCGUCCGAUGCGGAAGAAUUGCUAACACUGUUUGGAAGAAAUCCCAAUUUCCCACAUUUCGUUCGGGGAAUGGAUGUCCGAAGCAACAACAAAACCCUCGGUCUGGAAUUCAUCAAAAUGAGAUUUGAAUCGUAUCUUAAAAAAUCCGCUCAUAAAUCAGCUGAAGCUUUACACAAACCCUAUAUAUACAUUUCUGAGGAUAAUUCGAAUUGUGACUUGUUCAUCACAGACCACGAGCCGUACUUGGAUUCCACCGAAGAGGGAGUAGCGCUAUUAAUAGGAAAACAUUCAAUUGGGGCUACGCAUCACACAAUCGUGUUAAACGAUGAGUCCAGUUGGAAAGACGAAGAAGGAGGUCAGUUUGUGUGA
Caenorhabditis remanei is the source of this 789-nucleotide messenger RNA. RefSeq lists its product as uncharacterized. NCBI's taxonomy places the organism in Eukaryota, Metazoa, Nematoda, Chromadorea, Rhabditida, Rhabditidae. Bases 1 to 789 code for a protein of 262 amino acids. The record is from RefSeq and is a predicted model, not a curated record. The transcript has 6 exons.